Messenger RNA from Pseudophryne corroboree (corroboree frog), 3855 nucleotides. RefSeq names its product NDRG family member 4 (gene NDRG4). The transcript has 17 exons. NCBI's taxonomy places the organism in Eukaryota, Metazoa, Chordata, Amphibia, Anura, Myobatrachidae. Gene Ontology annotation, cellular component: cytoplasm. The coding region runs from base 56 to 1267 and encodes 403 amino acids. Gene Ontology annotation, biological process: signal transduction; positive regulation of ERK1 and ERK2 cascade. The record is from RefSeq and is a predicted model, not a curated record.
CCUCCCUCCUCUCCCCUCAUUCCAUCCUCUGCCGCCUCUCUCACAGCAGCACAUAAUGAGGCUUCUGCGGCACAAGAUAGAAGUUUGGGCAGGCUUGCUGCUGCCAGAAUUCAGCGGUUCUGGGAUGAGUGAGCUGCGAUUCCCUGAAGAGAAACCUCUCCUAAGAGGACAGGACACCGAGAUGGAAUCGGCAGAAACCUUUCUCUCGGCGGUGGACACUGACUGGAAGGAACAUGACAUCGAGACGCCCUACGGAAUGUUACACGUCGUCAUACGAGGCACUCCGAAAGGCAACCGCCCGGCAAUACUCACCUAUCAUGAUGUGGGCUUAAACCAUAAGCUUUGCUUCAACACCUUCUUCAACUACGAGGACAUGCAGGAGAUCACCAAGCACUUUGUGGUGUGUCAUGUAGAUGCCCCCGGGCAGCAGGUGGGAGCCUCCCAGUUCCCCCAGGGUUACCAAUAUCCCACCAUGGAGAACCUGGCAGCCAUGUUACCCAGCGUCCUGCAGCACUUUGGCAUACAGAGUAUUAUUGGCAUCGGAGUUGGAGCUGGAUCCUACGUCCUUGCAAAGUUUGCACUGAUUUUCCCAGAGUUGGUGGAAGGUUUGGUCCUGGUAAACAUUGAUCCCAAUGGGAAGGGCUGGAUUGACUGGGCAGCUGGCAAGCUGUCCGGACUUACCAGUUCCCUUCCUGACACAGUGUUGUCGCAUCUCUUCAGUCAGGAGGAACUGAUGAAUAACACAGAGCUUGUGCAGAAUUACCGCCAGCAGAUUAGUAGUUGUGUGAAUCAGAGCAACCUACAGCUAUUCUGGAACAUGUACAACAGUCGAAGAGACCUGGAGAUGAAUCGCCCGGGGACCGUCCCAAAUGCGAAGACUUUGAGGGCCCCGGUGAUGCUGGUUGUUGGUGACAAUUCCCCAGCAGAAGACAGUGUGGUUGACUGUAACUCAAAACUUGAUCCAACGAACACCACAUUCUUGAAGAUGGCUGACUCUGGUGGACUUCCCCAGGUGACCCAGCCCGGCAAGCUGACAGAAGCAUUUAAAUAUUUCCUCCAAGGAAUGGGAUACAUUGCCUCCCUGAAGGAUCGGAGACAGAGUGCCAGUGCAGUGCCCUCGGCUAGUAUGACUCGGCUGGCCCGUUCCCGCACAGCAUCUCUCACCAGCACUAGUUCUGUGGAUGGAAGUCGACCUCGGCCUUGCACUCAGUCAGAAAGCAGUGAGGGCAUCGGGCAGAUCAACCACACCAUGGAAGUGUCCUGCUGAAUGCCUGUGGACCAGCACCUUCUUCCCUACUCUACCAUCCUCUUCCCCACCCAUUACCCAUCUCUUCUUUACUGGUUUUUCUUCCUGCAUCCCACCCCUCUAAACAGCGUCUGGCGUUUCUUGGGGAACCAAAAACCAGAGUGACAGUAUUCAUCUUGCAUCUGGUGUGUGCCCUCCAGCUCCCCACUUGUGAUUUCAUGUGAGACCAGCAGGGUCAGGGGUGACCGUACAUAAGGGGGUGGUACAGUCCUUCUCCUCUAUAGACGUGUGGUGGUAUCUCAGCUGGAGGCUGUAGCAGGACACAGGGGUGACUGUACAGAGUAAGGGGGUGGUACAGUCCUUCUCCUCUAUAGACGUGUGGUGGUAUCUCAGCUGGAGGCUGUAGCAGGACACAGGGGUGACUGUACAGAGUAAGGGGGUAGUACAGUCCUUCUCCUCUAUAGACGUGUGGUGGUAUCUCAGCUGGAGGCUGUAGCAGGACACAGGGGUGACUGUACAGAGUAAGGGGUAGUACAGUCCUCCUCUGUAGACGUGUGGUGGUAUCUGAGCUGGAAGCUGUAGCAGGACUCAGGGGUGACUGUAUAGAGUAAGGGGGUGGUACAGUCCUUCUCCUCUAUAGACAUGUGGUGGUAUCUGAGCUGGAAGCUGUAGCAGGACUCAAGGGUGACUGUACAGAGUAAGGGGGUAGUACAGUCCUUCUCCUCUAUAGUCAUAUGGUGGUAUCUGAGCUGGAGGCUGUAGCAGGGUACAGGGAUAACUGUACAGAGUAAGGGGGUAGUAUAGUCCUUCUCCCCUAUAGAUGUGUGGUGGUAUCUGAGCUGGAAGCUGUAGCAGGACACAGGGGUGACUGUACAGAGUAAGGGGGUAGUACAGUCCUCCUUUAUAGACAUGUGGUGGUAUAAGAGCUGGAAGCUGUAGCAGGACACGGGUGACUGUACAGAGUAACGGGGUAGUACAGCCAUUCUCCCCUAUAGACGUGUGGUGGUAUCUGAGCUGGAGGCUGUAGCAGGACACAGGGGUGACUGUACAGAGUAAGGGGGUAGUACAGCCAUUCUCCUCUAUAGACGUGUGGUGGUAUCUGAGCUGGAAGCUUUAGCAGGACACAGGGGUGACUGUACAUAGUAAGGAGUAGUACAGUCCUUCUCCUCUAUAGACGUGUGGUGGUAUCUGAGCUGGAAGCUGUAGCAGGACUCAGGGGUGACUGUACAGAGUAAGGGGGCGGUACAGUCCUUGUCCUCUAUAGACGUGUGGUGGUAUCUGAGCUGGAGGCUGUAGCAGGACACAGGGGUGACUGUACAGAGUAAGGGGGUGGUACAGUCCUUCGCCUCUGUAGAUGUGUGGUGAUAUCUGAGCUGGAGGCUGUAGCAGGACACAGGGGUGACUGUACAGAGUAAGGGGGUAGUACAGUCCUUCUCUAUAGACGUGUGGUGGUUUCUGAGCUGGAAGCUGUAGCAGAACACAGGGGUGACUGUACAGAGUAAGGGGGUAGUACAGUCCUUCUCUAUAGACGUGUGGUGGUUUCUGAGCUGGAAGCUGUAGCAGAACACAGGGGUGACUGUACAGAGUAAGGGGGUAGUACAGUCCUUCUCUAUAGAGGUGUGGUGGUUUCUGAGCUGGAAGCUGUAGCAGAACACAGGGGUGACUGUACAGAGUAAGGGGGUAGUACAGUCCUUCUCUAUAGACGUGUGGUGGUUUCUAAGCUGGAAGCUGUAGCAGAACACAGGGGUGACUGUACAGAGUAAGGGGGUAGUACAGUCCUUCUCUAUAGACGUGUGGCGGUUUCUGAGCUGGAAGCUGUAGCAGGACACAGGGGUGACUUUUCCUGCUGUAAUGUAAAGGUCUGAAGGUCUGUGGAGCACCUACUAGAUACCACAUACCAGCAAUGGGAGAAUGUUAUUGUGGGUCAGAGUAAAUUCUUGCUGCUGAUAUUGUAGAGAGUUGUGUGCAGUGUUAGAGUUGAGUGGAGAUUGCUCCAUACUGACCAGGGUUGUGUUAUACAGUAUUACUUUGAAGCUGAGUAGUGGUCUGACUGACGUGUAUAAUAUGGUAGGGGGGACUUGGCUUUCAGAGAGGUGAAUAUAAUCCGCAAGCUGGACGGUAGCGUUGUAUAUAAUUUAUCAGAUUCCAGCAGAUGGGUCACAGAGGUCAUGUGCAGAGCAUCUCAGCCCAGCGACAGGACUGCUGGCAUGCGUUGUGGUAAGCAGUGCAGGCCGUGGCUUCAGCAUGAGAGGAGCCACACAGGAACACAGAACAGAGGGGGUUCAUCCGUGUAGAUAAAAGUCCCUAAUUUACCGCCGUGUCCUGUCUCCUCCGCUCCCUCAUCUCGACGUCUCUCCCCUUCCCCAUCUCUCAUCUGCGUGUUCUUCCAAUCUAUACAUAAUACAUCUAGGCGUGUGCGCUCCCCAGUUACCUUACAAUUAAUGGAUCCUGUCUGUGUGCGCAGUAAUUCUGUAAUCAUAUAUGUUAUAUUUAGGGAUACUUGUCUAUUGCGGUGGUGGAUGCUUGUAGUUGCAUUUGAGCCAUCAUUACAGAUCCUCCAUGACAGUAAUGGAAGACUUCAAACAAUCUCAAUAAAAUACUAAAAUCUG